ACUGCCGAGAGAGCGUUGUCCAUUGCUUUUAUACUACGGGGUGACUCGUUAAUCCCUUACUCUGUCACUGGUUUGCCCUUUCGCAAUCUGCCAUGGCCGAUUUCUCAUACCUCUCUGAAAGCAAUGACUCAGAAGUUGAAGAGAUUCUUGCUCAAGCAAUGGAUCAAUCCAUUCUCGAACAGGUAGCGGCCAUCAAUUGUUCUGGUUUCUCAGACUCUGUUCUCUCCACUGACCUCGAAACCAGAUUCCGCAAACUCAAAUCCUUCCCGGUAACAAACCAAAAACAGAGAACUGAGGGAAACCCUUUCCUAUCUUCCAAUUCUAUGAAAAGAGAGGAACCCACAAGUUUCAAUUCACACAUAAAGAUACCCACCUCGUCAUUUAACGAAGCGAGUGCUGAUACCCAAUCUCAAGAACAGUUGCAGAGCUCAAAUAAAGGUAAAGGAAGCCCAGAUUUAUUUUCUGAUGAAGAAAAUAUGUUUUCUACUUCUAAGAAAUCGAGUGAGAAAAAGGGCUUGAAGUCGAAAUCGAAAUCGAAAUCAAAAAGUGGUUCUACCUCAUCAUCUCCUUCCGCUUCUUCCGACUCCUCCGAAGUUUUAUCUCCUCCUCGGCAGAAAUGCUGGUUUUGGUGUUCUCCCAAGAAGGUAUCCAGAAGGAAGGAAAAGCAGAAGAAGAGAGUGGAUGGUCUCCUUGACACACUCGAUUGGGGUAAGGAUGAUGAGCUUUUGUCGGAUUUGAGUAUGUUUUCAGUGAAAGACCAGCAAAAGAAGCUGAAUAAGGCAUUGAAGGAGGAAGAGCAGGUUGCUAGGGAAGCUAAGAAAGUAGUGGAAUGGGCUAGGCAGGCGUCUGCUAGAAUGAAUGUGUCUAUGACUCCUGAUGUUUCAAGUGAUGAUGAAAGAUUCAAAUGAUAGUAAUAGUUUCUACCCACAACUUUGUUUUUGCUGCUCUAUUCCAAAUUACAUCUAUAUGAAAGCUUCUCAACAGAAGAAGAAAUUUGGGGUGCCAUAACCAUGUUCUUCUAUAUUUCUCAAUUGUGCUUUCUGUUUUCUAUUGUUGAAUAUUAGUAGAAAUACAAUAUAGUGAGUGAAGAAUUUCCAAUCGAAUUGUGCUUUAGGGUUUGAAUUUUUGUUUAUAAUGAAUGAAGAAUUGUUGUAAAA
Molecule: messenger RNA, 1157 nt
Organism: Macadamia integrifolia
Lineage: Eukaryota; Viridiplantae; Streptophyta; Magnoliopsida; Proteales; Proteaceae
Exons: 1
Coding region: 93-908 (271 amino acids)
Source: RefSeq, a predicted model, not a curated record